Messenger RNA from Lactuca sativa (garden lettuce), 1623 nucleotides. RefSeq lists its product as uncharacterized. NCBI's taxonomy places the organism in Eukaryota, Viridiplantae, Streptophyta, Magnoliopsida, Asterales, Asteraceae. The record is from RefSeq and is a predicted model, not a curated record.
AUGCCAGAUUCCACAACUUUGUUUUCUAAGUUUUAUGUGUGUUUCAAAGCUGUAAGGGAUGGUUGGUUAGAAGGGUGCAGGCCUGUAAUUGGGCUUGAUGGUUGCUUUUUAAAGGGUAUAGUUAGAGGAGAAGUUAUUUCAGCUGUUGGGAGAGAUGCAAACAACCACAUCUACCCUUUAGCAUGGGCUGUGGUAUGUGUUGAGAAUAAAGAAACAUGGAAGUGGUUCAUAGAUUUGCUUAUGGAAGACAUUAAUGGUGGUCUUGGUGCAGGCAUUACCCUUCUUUCUGAUGGACACAAGGGGUUAUUACAAGCAGUUAAGGAAAGAUGUCCAGAAGCUGAACAUAGACAAUGUGCUAGACACAUUCUGGCCAAUUUUAAUAAAAGGUUUACUGGUCAACAAUACAUAAAGUUAUUUUGGAGGGCUGUAAGGGCUAGUACUGUGGAGAAGUUCAGAGUGGAGAAUGGGAUCAGUGAGAGUUUCAAUUCUGCUAUUAGGCAUGCUAGAAGGAGACCUAUAAUCACUAUGCUGGAGGAGAUUAGGUUAUUUGUGAUGGAAAGGAUAUACACUCAAAGAGUUGAAGGAAUGGAAUGGGAUUUGCUUAUAUGUCCAGCUAUUAGGAAGCGUAUAGAAGAGCUGAAGGUUAAACAGAGAUUGUGGGGAGUUACUCCUUGUGGUUAUCAAAAGUAUGAGGUUAGAUUCACUGAUGUUGCAUAUGGAGUGGAUCUAAUUGCAAAGAAGUGUGCCUGUAGAAUAUGGCAACUUACAGGGAUACCAUGCUUACAUGGAGUGGCAGCAAUAUCUUACUUGAAUCAUGAUGCUGAGGCAUAUGUGUCCCAAUCAUACACUACUGAGGCUUAUCUAAAAUGCUACAAAUAUAGCAUUAAUCCUCUCAAUAGUAGUGAAAUGUGGCCAGAUGUUCCAUACCAUAAGCCUUUGCCUCCCAAAAGAAGAAGAUUACCUGGUAGGCCAUCUGUGAAAAGGAAGAAGGAUGCAAUUGAACGAGAGUUGAGUGGAUCAAGUAGACAAACUGUCUCAAGAAGGGGUAGCAUAAUAAAGUGUGGUAUUUGUAAGGAACCAGGUCACAACAAGAAAAAGUGUCCAUCUAACCAACAAAGCAAUACAUCAGUACCAAGUUCAUCCAGGGGCAGUGGAGCAGACCCAAGUUUAUCCAGGGGCAAUGAAGGACCACCACCUCCUCCACCACCACCUGCAGCCCAACAACCUCCUCCACCACCACCUGCAGCCCCCAUGCCAAGAAGAAGGGUCCCAGUUAGUAGAAGUGGAAGGAGGAAAUAUUCUGAACGAAUUAUCAAACAAGCAUUAAGGAGGCAGAUACCUGGGGUUGGGAGUAAUGCAGAUAACCCUUCAGUUAUUGAUUAAUUUAGUGGGUGUGUAGUGGGUGUAAGGCAGUUGUGAUGUAAAGACAAAGUAGUAGUCUUUUUAUUAUGCUUUUCUAUGGUACUAUCAAGUAGGUGUAUGGGCACAUGGUGGCCCUUCUUUUGUCUAUGCAGGAAUCUUUUGUGUUACCUAGAAACUACUUUUGUGUAUGCAGACAAAAACUUAUAUAACUGUAGAAUAUUAAUGGCGUAUUACAAUGAAUCCAACCACCACAUUCACUUA